UUUACAUAAAUGCACCAUGCGCAUAAGCUCAGCUCGCCGGUCGAGCUCCCUGCUUCCAUGGCCCUCGGCUUCUCCAGCUGCCGGUGCUUGCCCUCUGCCAUGGCCGCGCCGGAUUGAAGCCCCUGCCAUGGCACUUCGCUUCCUCUGCGACGUUCUCCUCCCUCUAAUCUUUCUGCUCGCCGGCAGUAAUAUCCAGUCGCGCCCUGGGUUUGCCCGAAGCUAUAAACGCCCGGUCGAUCUCCCUGCUCCAGCGCUGCGCCCGACUCCAGCCAGCUCUGCUCCUCUUUCUCUCUGCUCGGCGUCCUUCCUCUGCCCGCUGAGUCCCUCCAUCGCCUGGCCGCGCCCAGCUUCUUUGCUCCGUGCGCGCGCCUGCUCCUAUGCGGCGCGGAACUUCCUCUGCGUCCAGGUCCCUCAGCUCGCGUCCAUGCCGCGGCGUCCUGGUCCCUACUUGACCGUGUCACUCUGCGCUCGCGUCGCUGUCUGGUUCCGAGCGCCUGGGUCUUCUUUCCCCUGCGCUCGGUCAUAGUCGCUGCGAGCCGUGAAACUCCCUGUGUCGAGCUCGGAUCCCUGCGCAGCGGAGCUUUUCCCCUAGCCAAGAUCGUCAUUGCGCGCAGAUUUUCUUUGCUGCUCGCCGCGCUCGAUUCGUCGUGCGCUGGGCGCUGUCCGGCGCCGGUAUUCGCCGACCCCGCCUCACCAUGGGUGUGUGUCAUCAAUCUCGCCCUGUUCUGUCCACUCGAUGUCGCGUGCUUCUGUGCCGUUUGCUACGCUUGGCACAUCCGUGCCAUUCGUGUUCGACAUGUCCCUGGCACGGUUGUUUACAGCUGCUCGGAUAAACUUCUCUGUUUCGGCGUGUUCGCCAUCGACCGCCCCCGGUGCUCGACGAAUGGCUGGAACCCGGAAUUCGUCGUCGUUUCUCAUCCGCGAUCUCGUCAACCUCUGCUCGACAAGUGUUCGAUGAAGGGCCUGAGCCAAGUGUUGUUGCUACUUCCACGAAUUUCUCAUCGAAUUGGUAAUAGUACUCUAGCUCGCUACUCCUACUAAUCAAUUAAUUCGAUGAAUAUAUUGGAUGAAUAUUACCCGCGACGUUAGAAUCAGAUACUUGUGAUGUGCUGUAGUAAUUAUCUGUAUUUCAUUGUAUAUGUUUGAUGUUAGGUUAUUUCUCUACGGGAUAGGAUAUUGUAUUUCGAUAUUUAAUCUCGUCUGGUAUGUAGACUUGUUAGGUGUUCGAGAAAAUGUCUGAAUUAGAAAUCGUUGUUGUUAUCAGGUGUUGAGUCAAAUAUGGUCCCAAUGAGCUGUGCCGUUUUUAUUGCUAUUAGAAUUGAUGAAUGGUUCGAUUAAAUA
This is a messenger RNA of Zea mays, 1341 nucleotides long. RefSeq lists its product as uncharacterized. The record is from RefSeq and is a predicted model, not a curated record. Lineage: Eukaryota; Viridiplantae; Streptophyta; Magnoliopsida; Poales; Poaceae.